Messenger RNA from Giardia duodenalis, 495 nucleotides. RefSeq lists its product as uncharacterized. The transcript has a single exon. Lineage: Eukaryota; Fornicata; Diplomonadida; Hexamitidae. The coding region runs from base 1 to 495 and encodes 164 amino acids. The record is from RefSeq and is a predicted model, not a curated record.
AUGGCGCUCAGAAAGCCGCAAGUAACUAUGGGCAAUAACGUUUUAAAGAUACAUCUAUCCGUACCGAUCCAAAAUACUGCCGACACCAUAUCAACCUUGCAUAGGUUCAUUGAUAGCGUAGAAGAUUUGUGCUACAAAUCAGACUAUGGAACAAUAGCUUUAACGAUAAAAUGCAAGCCGCGCACCUGCCCGCAAAGUAAUUGCUGUACGAUUUUCAAUAAGAUACCAAGGAACAGACAGGUCAACAGUCGAAAUCGAAAGCUAAAGUCACACCGUAGAUAUGUAGCACCUCCCUUUAGUCCAAUGAACGGCAGUAGGCCAGACUGUCCCAAAGACACUAAAUCCGUAAAGGCUACUACUCAGAACGAAGCUCUAGCGCAUAGCAGUAAUUUGAACGCGGGCUUUCUGGGGUCUCGUACCAGUGAAACAGGGUGCACCAGCGCCUCUCUCGCUGCAAAUGAAAUGAGAACCUGUGAAGACCCAAUCGAUGAAUGA